GCUUUAAAAGUCAAUAUUGAACUUGUAGAUGUAUUUUUAAUGUCAGGAUAAAAAAGGUAUUAUGUUGUUUUAAUAUCCUGAAAAAGUGGUCUGAGUGGUUUGUUCAUGUAUCGUUUCAUUCUGAGAUUAAAGUGGAUUAUUUCACACUUUUAUUUCCAGUCAAACUGUAUGAGAUUAAAACGAUGAACUCUGAGCAAAGAGAAGUUAAAAGUGUGCGUAAAAGGAGGAAGGAGGCGUGACCUUCCGCAUUAGUACCUGCUUUAGGCUGCAUCACAGUGAUGAAGGGUGAUACUGUGAGAUAUCCUGUCAGAUACAGGACUAGUACAUGUCGAAAUUUGGUGCUAUAACGGAGGCAACAAAAAAAGAGGAAAUGAAUCUCUCAGUCGGGGCUGCUCCUGUAGAGAGUUUCACAGAGUAAAACAUCGAAGGAGAACACAAUAAGGUAUGUGGAGUCUAUUGUACAUUAAAUCCAACGUGUUGAGACAGAAAUGGUCGAUAAAGGGACUCGGAAAGUCAUAUCUCUGAAUAAAACCACCGACUGAGGCCCUUCGCUCCUUGAUGUGGUCAAGUAUCUCCUUUCGUCUUUGGUGAAUGAUGCUGAAAAGUUUGUUGAGGUGUUUAUUUUUAUUUUUAAAGAUAGAACUACCUCAACAAACUUUUCAUAUUUAACAAGCAUAUCAUAUUUGAUAUCCAGCCAUUACGAACAUCCAACCAAAGGCACCUGACAGUUAUUGUGGAUGGAAAGUAGCUGAAGUGAAUCUGGAGACGACGCCCUGUUAUUGGAGAAAAGUGUCAAAAUGUCUCGUCUGAGGAAGUAACCUGUGAGGUCCCACAGAUUAGUUAGAGCUAUUUUUAUCUUUUUUUUUUUUCAUUAAGUAGCCUUCAUUUAAAAUUAUGUUUCAGUUUACCUUUAAAAUGUAGAGAUUUGGGGAUAAUUAAUUUACUGUUUUUUUAAGCUACCACAUAAAAACCCCCUCAAUAUCCUGAUAUAAGAUAGCCCACAAAAUCUAGAAUAAAGCCUAAAAAUCAAUGAUAACAUUUGUUUAAUUUGAACUAUUAAUAUUCAAUAAUAAAAAAAAGGAAGUAGGGGAGACUGGGACGGAUGUAACACAAUGUCUCAGUGACUCAAAUUAGCAUCAUAUGACUGGAGCAGGUAGGUUUAGGGAUGUAUAGGGGUUUCCAAAGACCCCGUAAAUGGGUUGCUAGUGUUGUAUCUCGUCUGCCUGCGAUGUGUAGAUGCAGAAGGAGGCUUUGUGACACUGGCUUGCUUGUAUUGUAGGAAUUUGGGAGAGGACUGCUAAUGAUGUCCAUCUCUCCCAAACCUGACUUUGUGAUCCUGUUAAAUAGGGUUAGAGUUUUAGGUCCUCCUACAUCAUCUCGUUGUCCCCAAGUUAUCUUUCUGUACCAUCUGAUUUACACCUAACUUUGAAGUGUGACCUGUGACCUGCUAACCCCCAACAUCCAGGAUGUCUGGACCAGGUGCCAUAAAAGAGACACAAUGCCAAAAUUCCUUUCUCCGGUUAUCUCAGGCUAUCCCUGGGAAGUAUCUCAAGGCGUUGCAUGUUGGUGCUGUACUCCAGAUACCACAGUAGCUAGAAAAGAAGAGUCAUGAAAAGUUAGAAAGAACAAACUUUUGUUGGAAAACCUUUUUCACUGAUGUCCUAAAAAAUGGUGGUUAAGUUUUCCUGACCCUUCUUUCAGGUGAAAUGAGGGACCGACUAGGGGAGCUGCUGACCUCGAAGCCAGCAGAAGAGAGCUGGCCUGUGGAGAGCCAGGAUAACUCCGCAGAGGACAAUGGGGGGCAAAUGGAGCAACAAGCCAUUGUGUUUGAGGGCGAGGACACGAUGGACAGGACUUUCAAAGAGGCCCAGGCGCUGAGGAAAGAGAUGCUGCUGUUCAGAAAUGACGUGAAGCGUCUCGGUAAGCAAAACACCAGGUUCCUCACGUCCGUCAGGAGGUUCAGCAGCAUCAAACGGGACUCCAAUGCUCUAGGACGAGACAUCAAGGCCAGGGGGGAGGCCAUCUAUAACCGCCUUAAAAGGAUGGAGAAGCUGAGCAAAGAGCAGGAGGAGAAGCACGGGCCUACGUCAGCUGUGGCCCGCAUGGUGCGUUCGCAGUACAUCACUCUAACAGCCGCUUUCCACAACGCCAUGUCUGAGUACAACGAGGCCGAGAUGGUCCAGAGGGAGAACUGCAAGACCCGCAUCCAGAGGCAGGCGGAGAUCAUGGGGAAGGAAGUGAGCAGGGAGCAGAUUGACGAGAUGAUCGAGACGGGAAAGUGGAACGUCUUCUCGGAUAACCUGCUCCUGGAGGGCAGGACCGCCAGAUCGGCUCUGAAUGAGAUUGAAAGCCGGCACAAAGAGCUGCUGGAGCUGGAGGGCCGCAUCAGGGACAUCCAUGAGCUCUUCUCCCAGAUGGCCCUGCUGGUGGAGGAGCAGGGCUGCAUGUUGGACAACAUAGAAGCGAAUGUUUAUGCGACUCAGGAAUACGUCGAAAAGGCUACUGAAAAGAUCAGAGUAGCUAAAAAAUACAAGAAGAGCAAUCCGUGUAAGAAACUGUUCUGCUGCUGCUUCCCUUGUUGCAGAUGAGACGGCAUGAAGGUUUUUUUAUAUUAACGUCAUGAGAUUUUUGUGAUUAGAUCAAAAUCACUUUCACUGCCUCAUGCCUUUCUGCUUUCAAUCCGUGUGAACGACAUCAAUAUUUUAUGCUAAUGCCAAGACUGCAAGGAAAACCCACCAGUUACAGGCAUUGUGGUGGAGUUUUCUACGUGCACCAAUUUUGUCGUAACAUGACUCAGCAAAGCCACUUUGGGGUCUCUGUCUCUGAACUGAGUGUUUUAUUUACUGCAUUUGACAUCAUCAACCAAUUAUUGGCGGUUUAUUCGGCUAAAAUUAAAUUAAAUUCGUGCCACAGACAAUGCUGAGAGUAUUGUAAACCAUGAGUCACAGCCCACGCUGCUUGGUGUCCUGCAAACUGAUUCGAUUUUCCAAAUCAACUAAAGCACUGUUCUACUCAUCACAUGUUCAAUAAAAGAAAUAGAUCCAUAUCAGAUUGAAUUAGAAACCAUCAAAUUGCAGAUUUGUCUUUGAUGGUCCGGUGUCAACUGGUAGCAGCUGACCGCACUGGAGGAUCGUUUCUCAGCUGGACUCAAACCUUGUAUUUCUUUGCUUAGAUUUGAGCUUAUAAGCAGCAGUGUUUUCAGAUGUAAGGUUCUCCUACUGUGAGCCGGUCUUCAUUUUAAACCACACGUCCAAAUGCAAAUGUGAUAGUGAGAUAGGGUUGUUGUACUUCCUGAUGCAAGACAACUGCAAGGACAGCUCAGCAACAGCUCAAUUUAUACAGCUGACAACUGUUUCCCUUUAAGGUUUCCAGCUUUAAGAUUUAUAAUGUGAUGUAAAAUAUUUAAGAAAUGUGAAUAAAUUCCUUUAAGUGACUUUUUUUAAAAAA
Molecule: messenger RNA, 3447 nt
Organism: Xyrichtys novacula (pearly razorfish)
Lineage: Eukaryota; Metazoa; Chordata; Actinopteri; Labriformes; Labridae
Source: the annotation of a GenBank genome assembly